Boleophthalmus pectinirostris (great blue-spotted mudskipper) is the source of this 7360-nucleotide messenger RNA. Its product is annotated as NFX1-type zinc finger-containing protein 1-like. Gene Ontology annotation, biological process: regulatory ncRNA-mediated heterochromatin formation. Gene Ontology annotation, cellular component: nucleus; nuclear RNA-directed RNA polymerase complex. NCBI's taxonomy places the organism in Eukaryota, Metazoa, Chordata, Actinopteri, Gobiiformes, Gobiidae. Gene Ontology annotation, molecular function: zinc ion binding; helicase activity. The record is from RefSeq and is a predicted model, not a curated record.
GGAAAGAUUUGGGAUUGAUAAAAUAAUAGGAUUAGUUUGAGUUAGGUGCACUUCAAGGCAGCAUUAUAGCAGCUUAAAAGCUUAUGUUUCCCGGGUCUUAUAGGGACUGGCCAUUUUAAUCUUGGCUACGUAAUUUCUUGCAAAACAAAACCUAAACCCCAAUAAUAAUAAACUGUAGGGCGUGACGGCUCAGACACUGGAGCAUCAAGAAGAAAACAACACGGACUGCUGCUCGUCAAACGUAAGAGAAUUGCUGCAACUUUGGGUUUUGGCACCUCUACACACCUACUGCUAAAUCACUUGUGUGAUGGAGGGAGAAACAGAAGGGAGUGAAGAAGAACUUGGCACUGGCCAAGUUAAUGAAACUGGAGUGUCAGGAGGGGAAAGUUCAAAACUGACACCAAGAAUCGAUGACAAACAUGAAAACAACAGAGGAGAGGAGGAGGACGAGGCCACAGUCUCUGAUGAGGGAGAAGCACAUGGGGCAUCUGCGGUAGGACUGGUCCAGAGGGGCAGAAGAGGAGGAGAUAGAGGCAGGGGGUGGAGGAGUAGGGAAGACAGUAGAGACAGUUGGAGAGGAGAGUGGAGUGGGAAGGAGUGGAGAGUGAGAGGAGUGAACGAUGAUUAUGAGAGAAGAGGAGGUUUCAGAGGGUUUAGUGCAAACAGGAGGGGGAGCAGACGAGCCUCUAGACGUCCUCAACAAGACAGAAGUAGAAAUCUAGUCAAGAUCUUAAAUUUUGGCCAAAAGGAAACUGCUAAAGAAAGUACUCUAGACUAUAAAAAGCUUGAAGAACUUUCUACAAAAGAGCCAUCACAAGUGGCUGUCAGCGUCUCCUCCCACCCGGGUCUGAAACCUCUGCUGAGUGAGUCUUCAAUGAGGAAGGAGCUGGUGGAGCUACUGUGUCAGGUGCUGAGUAAAGCCUUCAAAUCCCGAGCAGACAGGGGCACCCUGCAGCACCUGGCUGGGAGCAUCAAAGACUCAGGUUUUCUGCGCAUUGUCCUGCCACAGUACCUGGCGGGUGUAAGCUCCGAAUCCGACAGUGCCCGCAGAGAGAAAUAUCCACAGCACCUUGGGAACAUCCUGGCCAUCCUCACACAGGUGCUUAUCAUCUUCCCUGCCAGCACAGUCGAACCUGUGAAUUUGCUCUUGGUGCUGCUGUCCCCAUCCAUCUGCAGCCUGAGGACUUCAGGAGUGGACAUCCCAGCUCAGAUAGAGGAGAAUAUGAAACAUGUUCAACACCUGGUCAGACAUCUCCAAACCAGGUCCAGAGAGGCCACCCUGCGCCCACACAAGGGCACUUAUGCUCUACUGCACACUGAUGACGAAGACCAGCAGGACUUCAGGACUAUUCCCAUCUACCCAACCCCAGAGGAGCUUCGAGACGAGGGCAGACCCUAUCUCAGACCCAACCUCACCUCCCAGUGCUACCCGAACACUCACCUGUAUCUGGACACACACUUUCGGCUGCUCAGGGAGGACUUUGUGAGGCCGCUCAGAGAAGGGAUCCAGGAGCUGCUCUUGAGCCAAACGGACAACCCUGGGAAUCAAGAAAAAGGAAAGCGACUGGACGACAUCAGAAUAUAUCGAGAUACAAAAGUGAUAGCCCCUAAGUGCACUAUCAAUGGCCUGGCAUAUGUCGUCCAGUUUAAUGUGGAGCCACUGAAGUUUGUACGCUGGGAGAAUUCCAAGAGGCUGAUCUUUGGUUCAUUGGUCUGUUUGUCAUCUGAUAACUUUGAGAGCUUCCUCUUUGCAACUGUGUCAGAUCGAGAGCCAAAAGAUCUCCAAGAAGGAAGAGUUCAGAUCACUUUUACAGAAGAAAGCAGACAUAGGCUGGUCAGGAUUCAGCAAAACCAAGUGUUCUUGAUGGUAGAGACCACUGCCUACUUUGAAGCUUAUCGCUAUGUCCUGGAGGGCCUCCAAGAGCAGGAGGAGGGCGAGCUGCCCUUUAAAAAGUAUCUUGUAGACUGCAGCCCAGAUGUGGACCCUCCAGCUUAUCUGCUCAUAGAUGACACUUAUGACCUGUCGUCUGUGGCCCACCCAGACUUCAAGACCAAAGUUAGACCAUUUCAUUGCCUGGAUGCAGAGGCCUGGCCCACAAUGGAGGAGCUGGGGCUGGACGAGUCUCAGUUCAGAGCCUUUCAGUUGGCCCUCACUAAAGAGCUAGCCAUUAUACAGGGGCCCCCAGGGACGGGAAAAACCUAUGUUGGACUGAAAAUCGCUAAGGCUCUAUUGACAAAUAAAAAUCUUUGGAAAACUGCAGCUGAUAAAGCUCCCAUUCUGGUUGUGUGUUAUACUAACCAUGCUUUGGAUCAGUUUUUAGAAGGUAUCCAUAAAUUUCUCCCUGAUGGAAUAGUGAGAGUGGGGAGUCGUAGCAGCAGUGAGAUCCUGAAGCGCUUCAAUCUGAGAGAACUGUCCCUCAGAUAUGACUUCAGAGAAAAUGACCUGAUAGUUGCACACAGCACUAUUUCCAGAGAUGUUCAGGAAGCCGAGAGUGACCUGGAGGACAUGACCCAGAUCCUGGAGUGCACUUUUAAAAAGUUGCUGCGUGCCAGUGUCCUGCAGCGUUUUAUGUCUGAGCAGCACUGGGAAUGUCUCCAGGCUAAAAAGGAGGUUUUUGAACAUACUGGGAAGAAAUCAAGUGUGAUGAAUGAGUGGCUGGGCUUAGAGGGUCUGUUACAGACUGACGGCACAUCAAACCAACAAGGUAACAGCAAAGACAUUUCAGCGGUGAAGCAGCCAGAAGAAAGCCUCAUUCACGUAGACGAGCAGGCAGUUCUGCUGGAAGCUGAACGAACUCUCGAUGAUGAGAUUUAUGCCAGAGGAGAAAGAGGUUAUCAGAGGAGAGAAAAAAUCCAAGAGGAAUUCAGGACAGAGGCAAUAAAAGUUCUGGCCAUGUUUUUGGAUGAGCCCAAAGUAGAUGAAGAACCUGAAGGAAAUCAGGAGAACAUAGAGAGAUGGGAGUAUCAGCGUGAACAGAAGAAAAGGUUAAAGAAUAGAAUAAAACAAGAGCUCAGGAAGUCUUCAACCAUGACCAAAGAAGAGGAGCACCACAUCACCGAUAUCUGGAGUCUGAGUGUACCCAACAGGUGGAGACUUUAUCGACUGUGGACGGACCGCUACAGAGCUGAACUACGUACCAAAGCCUUUCAUUUAGAAGAAAUAUACCAAAAUGCUGUUGAGAGACUUGCUGAGGUCAAAAGACAACAAAAUCUUUGUCUUCUCAGGGAAGCCACGGUGAUCGGCAUGACAACGACAGGUGCUGCCAAGUUCCGUCACAUGCUGCAGCAGGUGCGCCCGUCUCUGGUGAUCGUGGAGGAGGCAGCAGAGGUUCUGGAGGCUCACACCAUCACCACUUUGAGCAGCGCCUGUCAACACCUCAUCCUCAUAGGAGAUCAUCAGCAGCUACGUCCAAGUGCAACUGUGUAUGAACUUGCAAAGAACUUCAACUUGGAGAUGUCAUUGUUUGAGAGACUACUGAAAAUGGAACUUCCAUACGUCAGACUUAAUUAUCAGCAUCGCAUGAGGCCUGACAUUGCCCGUCUCCUGACCCCACACAUCUAUUCAGAGCUGGAGAAUCAUCCCUCAGUGUUACAGUAUGAAAACAUCAAGGGUCUGAACACUAACUUGUACUUUGUGGAACACACACACCUUGAGGAGGAGAUCCAAGAUGGAAGAAGUCAUGAGAACACUCACGAAGCCCAGUUUGUUGUUGCUCUGUGUCGGUACCUCCUUCUUCAGGAGUACAAACCAGAGCAGAUUACCAUCCUCACCACUUACACAGGCCAGCUGUUCUGUCUGCGCAAACUCAUGCCUGCUAGUCAGUUCUCAGGGGUCAAAGUGCACGUGGUAGACAAAUAUCAAGGAGAAGAAAAUGACAUUGUGUUGUUGUCUUUGGUCCGGAGCAACGUGGACCGCAGGGUGGGCUUGAGCAUUCCCAAUCGAGUGUGUGUGGCUCUGUCACGUGCAAAGAAAGGCCUCUACUGCAUUGGGAACAGUGAGAUGCUCGGCCAAGUAAAAUUGUGGAGCAAAAUCUUCCACACUUUGAGGGAGAAGGACCAGAUUGGCACAGCUCUGACCCUCUGCUGUCAGAAUCACCCCUCUCGACAGGUCAAAGCUUCUGGUGCCACUGACUUUGAACAGGCCCCUGAAGGAGGCUGCACCCAGCCCUGUGAGUACCGCUUGGACUGUGGCCAUGUGUGUGCUAAAGUCUGUCAUCCCUAUGACCAAGAGCACAAGGAGUACCAGUGUUUGAAGAAAUGCCAGAAGAUUAUUUGUAAUUUAGGACAUGGUUGUCCACUGUUGUGCUAUGAAACUUGUAAGAAAUGUAAAGUGCUGCUUGAGAAGACCAUUCCUAAAUGCCAGCACAAACAGAUGGUUCCUUGCCACAAGGAUCCACACAGCUUUGUGUGCCAAGAGCCAUGUCAGAAAACACUUGGGUGUGGACAUCCAUGUGAUAAAGUCUGUGGGGAACCCUGCACCUACGAGUGUAAAGUUUUAAUCAAUUUUGAUUUGAAGUGUGGCCACAGCAAAGAAGAUUUCUGUUAUUACAAGAAAUAUGACAAUAAGCCAGUUUGCAGAGAGCCAUGCAAGCAGCAGUUGAAAUGUGGUCAUGCCUGCCCUGGUGACUGCAGCCUUUGCCACCAGGGGCGCUACCACUGCGGCUGUUCCCAGAAGUGUGAGCGCCUCCUGGUCUGCUCUCACAAGUGCCAGGCUCCUUGCACAAACUGCCCUCCUUGUUCUCGUCCAUGUGAGAAUCGCUGUAUCCACAGUCACUGCCCCAGCCGAUGUGGUCAGCCCUGCCAACCCUGUGUGGAGCCCUGUGCCUGGCAGUGCCCACACCAAACCUGCACCAAGCUCUGCCACGAGCCCUGUGACCGCCCUCCAUGUAAUGAACCAUGUGAUGAGACCCUGGCCUGCGGGCACCCAUGCAUCGGCCUGUGUGGAGAGAAAUGUCCAGACAAGUGUCGUGUGUGUCAUCGUGAAGAGGUCACCGAGAUCUUCUUUGGCUUUGAGGAAGACCCAGAGUCUUGCUUUAUUCAGCUACAAGACUGCGGACACGUCAUUGAACGCAGAGCAAUGGACCAAUACAUGGAGAUGGAUGAGAGACAGCAAGACAACCAGGAAGAAGUGGCAAUCAAACUCAAAGAGUGUCCCAAGUGUCGCACACCAAUACGCAAGAACCUCCGUUACGGCUCUCACAUAAACCGCUGUCUGGCUGAGAUAGAGCUGGUGAAGCAGAAGAUUGCAGGAAAUCCAGAAGACAUUAAAUUACAAAUUUUGGCCUUAAAGAAACAAUGCACUGAAAUCAAACACAUGGCAGGAGUGACAAGUGAGAUAGCAGCCUUAUUGGAGAAAUUAACAUACGUUAACCACUUAUCAGUAUUUCAUCUGUGGAUUAUUGAAAACCAAAUGGACUUUUACAGAAGAGUGGCCAAUCUUCUAGCAAUGACAAAUAAACACAGUUUACUAAUGUACUAUUCAUUUCGAAGUGAGUGUAGCAAGUUUCUGGAUUGGCUCAACGGUCCGAAGCAGAGAUUUUCAGAACAGCAGGUGUACGACCUGGAGAGGGAACUACGGAGACUCACAUUAUUGGCCGAACUGACAACUCUUCGCUAUACGAAGCAGUACAAACUAACAAAGGAAAAGUCUGAAGUGGAGGAAAAAACGAUACAAGAUGUUCUGGAAAAAUGUGGUCCGUUCACUGAAGAUGAUGAAGCAGGGGUUAAACCAAUGUUAGAGGAGUUAAAGCAGAAGUUCCCUCAGACUGGUUUGGGGAUCAGUGAUGAAGAGCGUAAGAUGAUUGUCUCAGCCAUCCAAAUGCCCGGUCACUGGUUCAAAUGCCCAAAUGGUCAUGUGUAUCUCAUAACAGAGUGUGGAGGGGCCAUGGAGAGGUCCCAGUGUCCUGAUUGCAAAGAAACUAUAGGUGGGAGCAACCACAGCCUAGAAAGAGGCAACCAGCUGGCCUCUGAGAUGGAUGGAGCACAGGGACCUGCUUGGCCAACAGCACUCCAGCAAUUGUUCGAUUAAACUAUUUCUCGCUGGUUUCUUACAAGGCUGUGCCCGGCAAUCAUAUAUGCUAUUUUUGUAUUUUAUUAGUGUGCUGUGUAAUCUUCAGAGCUGGGUAGAGUAGCCAGAACCUUCAGUCUGUUAAGAGUACUUCAGUGUAGCAAUACUUAACUAGAAGUAAAACGAAAGGUCUACUAUAAACUAUAUGGAGAGUACUUACUACAAUAUUUAACUAGAGAUAUAUUCUGGAAACUAAUUCCAAUUCACUCAAUUCAUAUGGUCAACAUAAAGCUUAUAUUGCAAAGAAAUAUAUGCAGUUGGAGUGCUCGCUUGGAGGGCACCGCUAAAUCAGGUAACAAUCAGGUGCUCUUUGGAGAUCCCAAGUGGGCAAAAUAAUUUACUAGACGAAAGAAGAGAUCCGAGGCAUUCCGAUAUGCUUUGCUUUAAUUUUAUUUCAUGUCAAACACCGAUGCGUUUCGGCUUGCAUCUUCAUCAGGGCACAUCUUAAAGCUUAUAUUAUUAUAUUAAGUUAUAUUAGCAAUGUCUUUACUCAAGAGUACUGUUGCUUGAGUUACUGGUUUUGUAGAGUAAGAAUAAAGUAUGGUUUAGAAAUAUCUCUAUGUAGGUAUUCUUAUCACAUUAUACUCAUGCAUCAUAUAAUGCAGUAAUGCAAACUCUUACUCUGUUAACGGCUGCGUGUUGGCUCCAAGGGUAAUAGGUUUGUAUUAUCAGAAAAUUGCUCUUUAAUUCACAGCUAGGUGCUUCAUCAGCCAGACAAUUUAGACAUUUUCACACAGUAUCUUUAUUUGUUGUUGGUAGUACUAACUUAAAGGUGCAUUGUGUAACUUUUCUGAUGGAGGGUGUGUCAAAUGAUUUUCUCCAUUAUUGCUUUAUCUGGAAUGUUUCACAGUGUGGCAUUAAACCUUUCUGUGUUCAUGGAGACCAAACCAGACCAAGUUACAGAUCCGAUCUGUAGAGAGACAACCCCACUCACAAUCAGAAUGUCUUUUGUUUUUUUUGUUAUUGUUUUUUUUUUACUUUUCAUGAAUUGAUAAUGUUGUUAUGUGUGGGAUGUUUUAACAUUAAUUAUUAAAUGUGAGAACUUCAGUUCCACCUACUUAAAUAAUCAAAAAAUCCACUUUUUGUAAUUUUGACUUUUAAAUUUGACUUUUGCAAUUUUCUUCAUGACCUAAUUGUGUUAAAAGCACUUUGUAAAGUUCACACACAAAAAAAGUCAAGACUUGUGUAGCGCUGCAUAUCAACAGCAGAUGGCAGUAUAGCUACACGUAUAACAUAUAACUUCACUUUUAACAUUUGUCCAUGUAAAAUUGAAAUAAAAGUUUGCAUGGUUUA